AUGGCAUGUGACACGACCAGCGAGUAAGUUUUAGAAGUUCUGCCGACAAUAAUAUCUUGGUUGUUUCUGCAUAACGCGAGCUAGAAUUCUUGCAUAUGCCUUAGAAAAAAUUGUCCUGAAGGGCGUAGAACAUCCUACUCGACAUUUCUGACAAGUUGCAUCGACAUUUCUGACAAGUUGCAUCGAAAUCCUAGGUGGCGACAUUUUAUACGAUAAAACGUUUUUUCGGAUAAAAAAUCGGUUAUGUGGUCAAAAAUAACAAAAGAAAUAUUCGAGAGGUCCUAGAAGGCUGGAAUCUUUAUAUUCCCCAUGUUUCUAAAUGGGUGACAUUUUAUACGAUAAAACGUUUUUUCGGAUAAAAAGCUAAUAUCUUGGUUGUUUCUGCAUAACACGAGCUGGAAUUCUAGCGUAUACCUUAGAAAAGAUUCUUCUGAAUGUAUGAAAAGUUUCAUCAAGAUCUGAUAUGAUUUCAGCAUCUUCUUCUACAUCCUGCUGGGCAGCCUGGGCUAUUCGUGUCUGAUGCUGCUCUGCUGCACUUUGUACAUGGUCGUCUACCGCGCCUACUUGCGCCACCUCUACCGCAAGACGGCCAAGGUCGAGGUGGACAAGACGAAAAUGAAGGAAAACAAGAAGACGCGCGACGCCGCGAAAACCAGCAAGACCACCACCAAGACGGACAAAAAGAGCAAAACCAGCGACAAGAAGGGCGAUUCGAAGAGCAAGGCUAGCAAAAAGGGCGACUCGAAGAGCAAGGCUAGCAAAAAGGGCAAGAAGAAAUGA
Messenger RNA from Bursaphelenchus xylophilus (pine wood nematode), 780 nucleotides. The record is from the annotation of a GenBank genome assembly. NCBI's taxonomy places the organism in Eukaryota, Metazoa, Nematoda, Chromadorea, Rhabditida, Aphelenchoididae.